This is a messenger RNA of Colletotrichum phormii, 984 nucleotides long. RefSeq lists its product as uncharacterized. The transcript has 4 exons. The record is from RefSeq and is a predicted model, not a curated record. Lineage: Eukaryota; Fungi; Ascomycota; Sordariomycetes; Glomerellales; Glomerellaceae. Bases 1 to 918 code for a protein of 305 amino acids.
AUGGACGAAAUUGGCGACCACCCGGACGAAGAGAAAGACGUCGAGGCUAUCAUCAAUGGCCAGCUAGCAUCCGCGCUAUUAGACACUGAACAGGCCAAUUUACAUUGCGGAGUCUUAGAGACACUCGCGGAUUAUACCCCCCUCGGGGUACAGGAUGACACUCCCAAAGUACUCCGUCUCUUUGUAGACAAACUCCCAGCCAAGGGACAGUUGGUCCUGCUCUCGGAGAUUAUGCGAUAUAAGAACAAUCCAGCCAAGCUGAGGCAGCUCCGUGACUUCCUCAUCCAAGCCAUUUUGAUACCUCUCAAAACUCAUUCAAAGCGCAAAACUGAAGAAGACAUUGUGUCGCCAGUAUCUGCUUCGAGUUCCGAGAUAGAACGCCCAGAUCCGCUUCUUUUGGAGAUCGAGUCCUAUGUCGAUGAUUCAGAGUUGAGAAGAGAUUGCCUCCUCCGCGAUGGCGGCCAAUGUGUCGUCACGAAGUGGUUUGACAAGGGCUGGUUGGAGAAGAAGUUCUCUGGGCAGAUGAUGCCUCAAGGCUGUAUGAGCACCCUAGACUGCGUUCACAUUAUCCCGUUCUCGAUUGGGAAUUCCGACGAGCGGAAGCAAAAGGGGAAGAUUUGGUGGGCGCUGUGGAGAUACUUCCCUGAUCUUAAGGGGAAGAUCGCCCCCGACACAAUCGAUCAGACUGGCAACGCUUUCAUGGUGCAGGCAAUAGUCCAUGACGAUUUCGGAGACCUCGAAUUUGGUUUCGAGCGGCAACAUGAUUCGACUGCGAAAUACAACAUCCGCUGGUUUUGCGCAUGGAAUCCCGCUAUCGGCCUAUUCAAAAACUACCCCGAAGUGGUGGAAUUCGCUUCUUGGUUCUCCUCCCCCUCUCGUAUUUGCCUCUGUUUCUGCCACCACUCUUCUCUAUCCUAAAGUACCUCUGUUAUGCAUAUAUUCCUCAAAGAAUAUACUUCAAGAGAUAUAAAUGGGGAUAGCGGU